GACAGAAGAACCCGGAUGUUUCUGCAGUAACUGGAGUAAUUUCAGCAUCUAAUUUUCGUGUCAAAAAUGGGAAAUGAAAAUUCUCUUCCGAUGGAAUUAUGUUCCAAUUUUGAUGCCGACGAAAUAAAGCGAUUAGGAAAAAGGUUUCGGAAAUUAGAUCUGGACAAUUCUGGAGCAUUGAGUGUUGAAGAGUUUAUGUCUCUGCCAGAGUUACAACAAAAUCCACUAGUGCAAAGAGUAAUAGAUAUAUUUGAUACUGAUGGAAAUGGUGAAGUGGAUUUUAAAGAAUUCAUAGAAGGCGUGUCUCAGUUUAGUGUGAGAGGUGACAAAGAGAGUAAACUGCGGUUUGCAUUUAAAAUCUACGACAUGGACAAGGAUGGUUACAUAUCUAACGGGGAACUGUACCAGGUGUUAAAAAUGAUGGUGGGCAAUAACCUCAAGGAUCAUCAACUCCAACAGAUUGUCGACAAGACCAUCAUACAUGCAGAUGCCGAUGGAGAUGGAAAAAUCUCGUUUGAAGAAUUCUGCUCUGUGGUAGGCAGUAUGGACGUCCAUAAAAAGAUGGUGGUAGAUGUAUAGUGGCAUUAGGUUCUAACAAAUUCCAUGUGACAGUCGAUUAACAUUUAUUUUAAAUCUAUUUCUUGAUGCCGUUUUGUUUCCAUGACAACUCUCCACAGCUUUAAUUAGAUUUUUUAUGACCUCAAUCAUCAUGACAUCAAUGACAUCACUUCCUGUUGAGAUGGUAUGACAUGAUGAGGCUACAUGUGAUAGCAAAUACUUAAUGAAAGCUGUUCCUCGUUAUUUUAGGGUAAAACUUUGUUCAGUUUACUAGUCUAUGAAUGCUUCUGUAGGUUGGUAUCUGUGAGGGUAGGUCAAGCUGGUUUUAUGGAUUAACAAACACCAUAACAAAUUGCAUGUAUAUAAUUAUCAAGACAUUGUUUAUACAUUUUCAGACUGUACCACUAGGAUUACAUUUAUAGAUGUUUUUUAUGUUUUUAUUUGUAUGAUUUAAAUUUGCUAGUUUAUUGCUUUUGACCUCAAAGAAAACAAGUAGAAAUUAAAAGAUAUUGUUAUUUCAAGUUUAGUGAUAUUGAGAAUAUGUAAGAUUUUUGCCUAUUUUUUCGUCAGUCCUGUUUUACUUAAAUCGAUUUAGAUAAUAUUCAUACCUCCCUGAAAAAGAAUUAAUUUUAAUAAAAAUUGAUUGAGAAUUUUUCAGGCCUAGUUCAUCAGCAGGUCAAUUAAAGGUCAUACCUUAAAUGCUACUCAUCAAUUAUUAGUUAUUGUUAUGGACACAAAUUGUAUAUUUUCUUAUAUUUGGUAUUAGAUUAGCUGCAAUACUUGUAUGCUACCAUGAACAUUGUCAUUUCAGAAGAUACAUAAAUUAUAUAAUGCUCAAUGCACUUCUGUAAUCAUCUUGGUAUAUAUGAGAAUGGAAAUGUUGUCUCUAAACUGGCAUCAAAACUCGUAAAUGAUGGGAGAAAAAAAUGCAAUUAUUAAUGAGUGUUUAAGAAACUAUUUGGCUGACUUUUUCAAAAAUUUUGUUUAAGAAAUACUUUUUUUCAUACUUUUUCAUGGUAAAAAUCUUAACACGAAAGCUUUUUCCUUUAAGAGAUCGUUUUCAUUGUAAAUGAUCAUACAAUCGUGCAUUAAAGUUAGUUUUUUUAUCAUUUAUUUUUGUAAGUUUAAGAAAAUCCAGUCACUUUUGAUGAUUCCAUAAUCAUUUGCAUGAAAUCAAUCAACCAAUUUAUACAGUUAAUUCUAAUGAAGCAUGUCAGAUGUUACAAAUCUGUGUAGAGAAUUGAUUAACUAAUCUCAAUGAUCCUUUCUAUCGAAUUAAGUUUAUACAGAAGAUAUCAAAUAAUUGUACGUUCUUUGAAAAUUGAAUUGUGCUAUUGUUAACAAUAACCUACUCAACAUGUUAGACGUUAUUUUGUGCUUAUACGUGAAAUAAUGUGUUGCUUAUAACUUUGUGACUCUUAAAUGUCAACUUUUCAUUUAUGUUUCAUUCUCCAUUACAAAGUUUAUAACUGGAAUGUUUACCGUUUAUCCCAUAUGUUCAUUGUUUAUUAUUUUACAGAGUUAUGUCUAUAAGGCUGAAAAAGGCAUAGAAAUCUGUGUUCUUCGUGUAAACUUGUAUGGCUUUUUUGUACUCACACCUUAUGCUGUUUUUAACUUCAUCUGUUCGGAUUUCAAGUGCCCAUUCAUUGUUUCCUAUGUAGUUGUAAUUCUUAAUAUUCAACACAAACCUACACAAGAAUCGAUCAAACAAAAUCUGCAAACAAAAACUCAUUGUGAUCCAGAUUACGACAUAUAGUACUAAGUAGUGGCACUCUAUUAAACUCUGUAUAAAGCAGACUUGAUGUAGAAGAGGUAAAUGCAAUCUUGUUGAGAAAUUCAAGGCUUCAGCGUCACACCUGCCUGUACUAAUACUCUCAGCUGUAGUUUUCCCUGUGCCCGUGUCCCUAUGUGAGGAGUAAGUAAUAUUUGUAGAUCGGGUCAUAUUUUAGACUCAAAACUUAUUAAGAAAUUUCAAACCUAAUAUAGCAAUUACAAACUGUAUCUAUAUUUCCAGGGAAGAUAGAAAGUAUGGUAUGUUAUUGUAAAUACAGUGUUUGAAAAUCUACCUCAAUAGUGCACACAAAUUGUACAAUAGAAUGAAAAAAAAUACAACAAAUCUGAAGAAAUACUGUCAUAAUUAGUUUAUUUGAAGUCAAGUUCAUCAAAAUGCAACUUGAGCUCCUGCUGUUAGUAUUUGAAGUAAAAGAACUAUGUUAUGUUGAUCCCUGCCUCUGGUUAUAAGCAUUUCUACUGUAAGUUAUUCAAGGCUUUGUUGACCCUUAAGUUAAACAAGUAAAUGUUCUGUUGUUUUUUUGUAAGCUGCAGCAUUUCUAGCAGUACUAUGUAGUGUUGAUUAAUAUUUGCUGGAUUGUAAUACAAAUUAUACAAUUAAUCAGACAACUCUUUUUUCCAAGGUUUUUUAAGGCAAUAUAAAUUCUAAAUCAUUUUUAAAUUAUCAUGUAAAAGCUUAGACUUAAGACCUGUUUUUUACAUUAAUUUUAUUAUAUAGAUUAGAUGUUUUCAUAUAUCAAUGUUUAUUCAUUCCAUCGUAGGUUUUCUAUAUUUGAACAAUAUUAAUGUUGUUUUGAUGUCGCUUCUUAUUGUAUUCUUAAACAACAAUACUGUACCCUGCUGUUCUUUAACUACUUUUAGAACAAUACUGUACCCUGCUGUUCUUUAACUACUUUUACAACAAUACUGUACCCUGCCGUUCUUUAACUACUUUUACAACAAUACUGUACCCUGCUGUUCUUUAACUUCUUUUACAACAAUACUGUACCCUGCCGUUCUUUAACUACUUUCACAACAAUACUGUACCCUGCCGUUCUUUAUCUACUUUUACAACAAUACUGUGCCCUGCUGUUCUUGAACUACUUUAACAACAAUACUGUGCCCUGCUGUUCUUGAACUACUUUAACAACAAUGCUUUACCCUGGCGUUCUUGAACUACUUUAACAAUGCUGUACCCUGCCGUUCUUGAACAACUUUAACAUUAAUGCUUUACCCUGCCGUUCUUGAACAACUUUAACAACCAUGCUUUACCCUGCCGCUCUUGAACUACUUUAACAACAAUACUGUACCCUGCCAUUCUUGAAUUAAGCAGCUAUUUGAACAAAUAUAUAUUGCUUCUUAACUGAACAUUUUUUUGUUGUUUUGUUUUUUAUCCAGUGCACAUAGAACAAGAUGUUUUUGAAGAUCUGAUGCCAACUGUAGGUACAUGUGAUUGUAUAUAACUGUCUUUGUCAAAUGGUUGCCUGUUGACAUGUCAAAGAUAUAUUAUGUUAGAUCAGCUACAUUUUGGUUUUACUCUUUAAUUUGAUUAAGUGAAACAUGCAUCUGAAUUCAUGUCAAAAGGAUACCUUUGAAUUCAUCAAUCCUCCUGAAAUGUUAGGAUUUUAAUUCCCAUUGUUCUCCUGAUAAAGAUCUGACCGAAUGUACCUUUCAAGGUGAAACAUCAUACUUAUCUGUAGUGCAAGUGGUGUAAUAUCUACCAGUUAUUUCUGUGUUGACUUGCAUUAUGUUUUUUGUGCUGAUUUCCUUUCAUCAAUAACAAACACUUCUGUUACGGCAGUUUUUCUCCAAAUGUGUCUAAUAAGAAAUCUAACGCAAGCCAAGAUGCAAGUUCUGCUGUUAGCAUUGUUUCGAUUUGUUAUGUUUUCAUGUUUAUGUUGAACAAAUAUGUAUAUAGUGUCUCUGUGUAUUUUGACAUUAUGUAAUUUAUUCUCAUACUUCACUGUUAAGGGUUUUCGUAAAGUUUUGUGAAUAUAGAUAUAAAAAAUCUUCUAUUGAUAUUGUAAUACUUACACUUUUGAAAUUGUAAAUUAUGUCCAAAUAUCUUCUUUUUGUUUUUUCCCAAUAUAAUAAAAUCUUUUAUAAAAAUC
Messenger RNA from Mya arenaria, 4439 nucleotides. RefSeq names its product calcineurin subunit B type 1. Bases 67 to 579 code for a protein of 170 amino acids. Gene Ontology annotation, molecular function: calcium-dependent protein serine/threonine phosphatase regulator activity; calcium ion binding. The transcript has 6 exons. Lineage: Eukaryota; Metazoa; Mollusca; Bivalvia; Myida; Myidae. The record is from RefSeq and is a predicted model, not a curated record.